CUGUAUCAUGUGCCUGUAAUCAUGAAGUAUGUUUCAACAUUUCAAUAAAAAACUCGUAUGAAAAUUGCUGGAGUCAAUUUACAAUAUCACAUAUAUAGAAUGACAGAAAGUGAAUCAGCCAUGUCAAUGAUAGAAAAUGGUAAUGAAGAAUUACCAGCGGCAAAUCAAUGGCUUUUACCUUCUAAAGAAUUUCAUUAUUUGUGGGAAAACAUGUAUUAUGAUUCAGAUAUAAAGCAAAAUUUAUUAAAUUUUGUGGAAACAGCAGUAAUAUUUUCUGAUAAUAAAAUAAAUCCUAAUAUUAUAUCAUGGAAUAAAGUAGUAUUACUACAUGGACCACCAGGCAGUGGAAAGACCAGCUUGUGUAAAGCACUGGCACAAAAAAUUGCAAUUCGUUUUGGACAUCGUUUUACAUUUGUGCAUUUAAUAGAAAUAAAUAGCCACAGUUUAUUUUCAAAAUGGUUCUCUGAGAGCGGAAAAUUGGUAAUGAAAUUAUUUGAUGAGCUUAAAACUCUUCACAAUGAUUCUAAUCGAUUAGUUUGUAUUUUAAUCGAUGAAGUAGAAUCAUUGGCACAUGUUCGUAAAUCCUGUGUUAAUGGUACUGAACCUACAGACUCCAUACGUGUAGUAAAUGCUUUACUUACCCAAUUGGAUCAAAUGAAACAUUAUCCAAAUGUUCUAAUUCUUACAACAAGUAACAUGACUGAAGCUAUUGAUUUAGCAUUUGUAGACCGUGCAGAUAUAAAACAAUAUAUCGGUCAUCCCACAGAAGAUUCUAUAUACAAAAUAUAUAGUGCCUGUAUAAAAGAAUUAAUGAGGACUGGAUUGAUAGAACAAGAACAAUUAUUUAAUCUUGCUUAUCUUAAAGCUCAUGGUUACGAAGAAACUUAUGAGACAAAGCGCUGUUUAAUGCUAUUGGAAAUCAGUAAACAAAGUUAUGGACUAAGUGGACGUACAUUAAAAAAAAUACCAUUUUUAGCAAAAGCUCUUUUUAUACAUUCAAAAAAAUCUACAUUGGCUCAAUUUUUGAGAGCAAUGCAUUAUGCAAUCGAAAAGCAGAAAGAUGAUGUGUUGGAGCAAUAAAAAAAAAAAAAAAAGAAAAAAAAUGAAAAAAAUGAAAAAAAAAUGAAAAAAAAAAAGAAGAAAACCAUCUUUAUUUUUUUAUUACACGUAAUAACAUUAUUCAUUGUACAAAAUCUAAGGGAGAAAUAUUUGAUUAAUAAUUUUAUUACGUAUUUUAAGUAUUUUACAAUAAUUCUUAAUCUAUUUAUUCGUACGUAACGAUAUAAGUAA
Vespa mandarinia (Asian giant hornet) is the source of this 1290-nucleotide messenger RNA. RefSeq names its product pachytene checkpoint 2 protein (gene pch2). Gene Ontology annotation, biological process: meiotic recombination checkpoint signaling; reciprocal meiotic recombination. Gene Ontology annotation, cellular component: chromosome; nucleus. The record is from RefSeq and is a predicted model, not a curated record. NCBI's taxonomy places the organism in Eukaryota, Metazoa, Arthropoda, Insecta, Hymenoptera, Vespidae. Gene Ontology annotation, molecular function: ATP binding; ATP hydrolysis activity.